AGAGAGAAGGGAGAGGAAGAAGGGAAAGAUAGAGAGAGGGAGGGCAGGGGAGAGAGGAGAGAAGGGAAAGGGAGGGGAAUGAUGGCGUCGGGUGGAGGUGGACGGGCGGAGAAGGUGCGGCGGAUCUUCGAGCGGUUCGACGCGAACAGGGACGGGGGAUUGAACAGGGAGGAGAUGGCGGCGCUGGUGGUGGCCGUCAACCCCCGCGUCAAGUUCAGCGACGAGCAGAUCUCCGCCAUCCUCGACGAGGUCUUCCGCACCUACGCGGAAUUCAUCCGCCCGGACUCCGGCCUCUCCCUCGACGGCCUCCUCCGCACGUACGACGACGGCGCCGGCGACGUCGACCGCGACUUCGACGCCCUCUCCCUCCGCCUAGAUCCUGAAGCCGCCGCUCCCCCCGAGCCCUCGGCCGCCCGUGCCGGUCAGGCCACCGCCGCCUCCUCGUCCUCCGUCCUCCUCGACGACCGCCUGCUCCCCGAUGACAGGCACGCUCCGCCCCCUCCGCGCGCCGCCGCCGCUCCCUGGGCCGCCUCCCCCAACCACGGCGUCGUCUUCGACUCCUCCUGGGCGCUCCUCGACGACCUCGAGAUCCUUGUCAAGCGCCUCCGCUCCAAGCACCUCCCGAAGGCUGCCACCGCCGCCGCCACCUUCGACGGUGGCAGCAACAACAAUAACAACAACAACUUCGACUCCUUCUCCGAGGCCGGGUGGUCCCGCGAGAUGGGCCCGUCCGACCCGACGUCUUCCGCCGACCGCCGGUUUGCCUGGGAUGAGACCGGCCGCGACUACCUCACCUUCUUGAAGGAACUCGCCGUCCUCCGCGGCCGCGCCGACGGUGCACGCUCCCGCGAGGAGGCCUUCGACAACCACAUGGUGAUAGGCCGCGCUCUCUAUGAGCACCGCCUCUUCCGUGACGCCCUCAUCAGCUUCCGCCGAGCCUGCGAGCUCCAGCCCACCGGCGUGCGCCCCCACUUCCGCGCCGGCAACUCCCUCUACGCCCUUGGCCGCCAUGCCGAGGCCAAAGAGGAGUUUCUGCUCGCUCUCGAGGCUGCGGAGGCCGGGGGGUCGCAGUCGGCUGACAUCCUACCGCAGAUCCACGUCAAUCUCGGCAUCGCCAUGGAAGGAGAAGGAAUGAUCUUGGGCGCUUGCGAGCACUACCGCGAGGCGGCCAUCCUCUCCUCCACUCACUUCCGCUCCCUCAAGCUCCUGGGCAGUGCCCUCUUCGGGGUUGGCGAGUACCGAGCUGCCGAGAAGGCGUUGGAGGAGGCGGUCUUCCUCCGGCCGGACUACGCUGACGCCCAUUGCGAUCUUGGGUCGACGCUCCAUGCGUUGGGGGAGGACGAGCGGGCCAUCCAGGAAUUCCAGAAAGUGAUCGACUUGAAGCCCAGGCACGUCGAUGCUCUUUACAACCUCGGUGGUUUGUAUAUGGACAUGGGCCGGUUUGCUAGGGCAGCAGAGAUGUACACCCGGGUAUUAGGCUUCCGGCCAAACCACUGGCGGGCACAGCUGAACAAGGCGGUGGCUUUAUUGGGCCAAGGGGAAUCCGACGAGGGGAAGAGGGCGCUCAAGGAGGCCUUUAAGAUGAGCCAGAGGGUAGAAUUGUAUGACGCUAUCGUUCACCUUAAGACCCUGCAGAAGAAGAAGAAGCAGAAGCCGUCUAAAGAGAGUGGCACUGAUGGGGAGGGGACUUUUCUUAUAGUUGAACCGUCCAAGUUCAAAAGGGUGGGCCAAAAGACCACAUUGAGGCAGGAUUUAGCAAAUGCCCUCGACAUCAGGGCCUUCCAGAGGCUCACAAGACUCGGCCGUUGUGAUGUGGAGCUCCUCAGGAAAGAAAUGAGCGAGACCGACGUUCCCAUAUCCUACUCUGGGACGGGAGUCCCUGAGAAGUCGAUCCGUAAAGCUCCUUUGGAGGUUAUUCUUCGAAGGCUUCUUCGCUCCCUUAAGCCUGAUACCUUCCAAGGAGCCAUAAAAGCGAUCAAUGAAAGGGUUCUCUCUGUCUUGGAUGCCUCCGGCUCGGGUCGGGUGGAUCUUGGUAUGUUCUUUGCUGUCAUCGCCCCCAUUUGCCAUGGUUCUACUGAUCGACGUAAGCGGGUGGUCUAUGAUGCACUUCUAUGGCGGCCAACUAACGAGAGCGGGGCAGCACAAAUCAGGAGGGCCGAUGCCCUAGCAUAUAUCAAGAUACUGCGUGCAGUUUAUAUCCCUUCACACGGUGUUAGUGAUAUGAUGGAAAUGCACGGAGAAUCUGAUCCUUCGCUUGUCUCGUAUGCUGAGUUUCUUGAAAUGUUCAAUGAUCCGGAUUGGGGUUUUGGGAUAUUAGGCACGUUGGUUAAGCUCGAAGAUGGUGAUCGCAUUCGUCAUGGUCGUCAUACAUGUUCAAUAUGCCGAUAUCCGAUUAUUGGGUCAAGAUUCAAGGAGACAAAGCAACGGUUUAGCUUGUGUAACCGUUGCUACAGCGAAGGGAAGGUGCCAUUGGGUUUCAAGCAGGAGGAGUAUAGAUUCAAGGAGUAUGGAAGUGAAUCCGAAGCUAUCAAGGACAAGUGCACGUGCUUUAGUUUGCAGUCCAAGAGCUCCGAAGGUGAUCCUUGACUAGCUAAAGCAUUUAUAUCUUUGUGUUCUUCAUAGAUAAGUUAUGCGUGUGCUUAUUUUGUACCAUUAUGUGAACAUCUGAUCUGCUGUUUCUGUAAACUAAAUGUCUGCUUAGGUAGGUCCUUUUCCCCCUCGUUUUUUUUUUUUUUUUUUUUUUUUUUUUUAACUCUGUUUAGUGGACACCUGUAGUUAUUCGUUGAUUAGCUUAAGCAAGUCACCUACUGCUGUUUGUUACAGUACUUUGUUACAUAUCUUUGGAAAGUCCUAUAAAUAUGUGUGUGAUUUUUAAAGUACAAGUAAA
Ananas comosus (pineapple) is the source of this 2887-nucleotide messenger RNA. RefSeq lists its product as uncharacterized. Gene Ontology annotation, molecular function: protein binding; calcium ion binding. The transcript has a single exon. Gene Ontology annotation, cellular component: plasma membrane. NCBI's taxonomy places the organism in Eukaryota, Viridiplantae, Streptophyta, Magnoliopsida, Poales, Bromeliaceae. The record is from RefSeq and is a predicted model, not a curated record. The coding region runs from base 79 to 2586 and encodes 835 amino acids.